AUGAGUGUUCCUGACUACAUGCAGUGUGCUGAGGAUCAUCAGACUCUCCUGGUUGUGGUUCAGCCAAUUGGCGUUGUACCUGAAGAGAGCUUUUUCAGGAUCUACAAGCGAAUUUCAGCAGUGAGUCAAGUUAACGUGCGUGACUCUCAGCGUGUGUUGUAUAUCCGUUACAGGCACCAUUAUCCCCCUGAGAACAAUGAAUGGGGAGAUUUUCAGACACAUAGGAAGGUUGUGGGGCUGAUAACUAUUACAGACUGUGCUUCUGCAAAGGACUGGCCUCAGACGUUUGAAAAAUUCCAUCUGCAAAAGGAGAUGUAUGGUUCUACUCUCUAUGAUUCCCGGUUGUUUGUCUUUGGGCUUCAAGGAGAGAUUGUAGAGCAGCCCCGCACCGAUGUGGCGUUUUAUCCCAGUUAUGAUGAGUGUGAAACUGUGGAGAAGAGAAUAGAAGAUUUUAUUGAAUCCCUCUUUAUAGUGUUGGAGUCUAAGCGGCUUGACAGAGCCACUGAUAAGUCUGGAGACAAGAUCCCGCUCCUGUGUGUCCCUUUUGAGAAGAAGGAUUUUGUAGGUCUGGACACCGAUAGUAGACAUUAUAAGAAGCGUUGCCAAGGCCGAAUGCGGAAGCAUGUUGGUGACCUGUGUUUACAAGCUGGCAUGUUACAAGAUUCCUUGGUGCACUAUCACAUGGCAGUGGAACUUCUACGGUCUGUGAAUGACUUCCUGUGGCUUGGAGCUGCUCUUGAGGGGUUAUGCUCAGCAUCAGUCAUCUAUCAUUAUCCUGGUGGCACUGGAGGAAAAGUGGGAUCUCGCAGAACACAAGGAGGUUCUCUUUCUGCUGAGGCAGGCAACAGACACAGACCAGGGGCACAAGAAGUUCUCAUUGAUCCAGGUGCACUGACUUCAAAUGGUAUCAAUGCAGACACCAGUGCUGAGAUAGGACGUGCUAAGAAUUGCCUUAGUCCUGAAGACAUCAUCGAUAAAUAUAAAGAAGCCAUUUCUUACUAUGGGAAGUACAAGAAUGCUGGUGUGAUUGAGCUGGAAGCCUGUGUGAAGGCAGUGAGAGUCCUUGCAAUCCAGAAAAGGAGCAUGGAAGCCUCAGAGUUCCUUCAAAAUGCUGUUUAUAUCAACCUUCGUCAGCUUUCAGAAGAGGAAAAGAUCCAGCGUUACAGCAUUCUCUCGGAGCUCUAUGAACGUAUUGGUUUUCACCGCAAGUCUGCUUUUUUCAAGCGUAUAGCAGCGAUGCAGUGUGCUGCACCCAGCAUCCCAGAACCUGGAUGGAGGGCCUGCUACAAACUGCUGUUGGAAACUCUCCCUGGCUAUAGCUUAUCCUUGGAUCCCAAGGAUUUCAGCAAAGGAACUCACAGAGGAUGGGCUGCAGUACAGAUGCGCUUGCUUCAUGAGCUUGUGUAUGCUUCCAGAAGAAUGGGCAACCCUGCUCUGUGUGUCAGGCAUCUGUCUUUCCUUCUCCAGACCAUGCUGGAUUUUCUGUCUGAUCAAGAAAAGAAAGAUGUAACGCAGAGCUUGGAAAGCUACACAGCAAAAUGCCCUGGUACAAUGGAAUUCAUCACUCUUCCAGAUGGUUUGAAAUUACCUCCUGUUCCGUUCACCAAAUUGCCUAUUGUGAGAUCUGUGAAGCUCUUGAACCUCCCGACUAGUCUCCGCCCUCACAAAAUGAAAAGUUUGCUUGGUCAGAAUGUGUCAACUAAAAGCCCCUUCAUAUAUUCUCCAAUUAUUGCACACAGUCGUGGGGAAGAACGAAGUAAGAAAAUUGACUUCCAGUGGGUCCAGGGAGAUGUGUGUGAAGUUCAGCUGAUGGUGUACAACCCUAUGCCUUUUGAACUCCGAGUAGAAAACAUGGGUCUCUUGACAACAGGAGUAGAAUUCGAAUCUCUUCCUGCGGCUCUUUCUCUACCUGCAGAAUCUGGUCUCUAUCCAGUAACACUUGUUGGUGUUCCUCAAACUACUGGACAGAUCACUGUCAAUGGUUACCAUACUUCAGUUUUUGGAGUCUUCAGUGAUUGCCUUCUGGACAAUCUUCCGGGAGUGAAGACCAAUGGCUGCGCUGUUGAAGUGAUUCCAGCUUUGCCAAGGCUGCAGAUCAGUACUUCCCUUCCAAGGUCUGCUCACACACUUCAGCCUUCUUCAGGGGAUGAAAUCUCCAGUAAUGUGUCUGUCCAGCUUUACAAUGGAGAGACCCAACAGCUUAUCAUUAAGCUAGAAAACAUUGGAACAGAACCACUGGAGACACUGGAGGUCACAUCGAAAAUAGUCAACACUAAGGAGAAGCUGUAUGGGGACUUCCUGAGCUGGAAGCUAGAAGACACCCUCUCUCAGUUUCCUCUAAAACCUGGAAAAAUUGCAACAUUUACUGUAAACAUUAAAGUGAAGCUGGACUUUUCAUGUCAAGAGAACCUUCUGCAAGAUCUCUCUGAUGAUGGAAUCAGUGUUACUGGACUUCCACUCUCCAGUCCUUUUCGGCAGGUUGUCAAACCAAGAGUGGAGAGUAAACCUAUUAAUCCACAAGAAAGCAGCAAAGUUGGUGACUUCAGUCACGUGAAGACACUGGAAGCCAUUUUGAAUUUUAAGUACUCUGGUGGGCCAGGGCAUGUUGAAGGAUAUUACCGGAACCUUUCACUAGGCCUUCAUGUUGAAGUAGAACCAUCUGUUUUCUUUACACGUGUUAGUACUCUUCCAGCAACAAGCACCCGGCAAUGUCAUCUACUUCUUGAUGUCUUCAAUUCCACAGAGCAUGAGUUGACCAUCAGUGCUAGGAAUAACGAAGAUUUGAUUCUGCAUGCUGGGGAAUGUCAGCGUAUGGCUAUCCAAGUGGACAAGUUCAAUUUUGAGAGCUUCCCAGAAUCCCCUGUUGAUGGGACACAGUUUGCUAAUGCAAAACAGUUGGAAGAAGAAAGACAACAAGCAAGAGGUCUGGAGAUUAACAGCAAGCUGGAUAUUUGUUGGAAAAUUCCUUCCUUGAAGCGUGAAGGGGAAGCAAGUGUGGAAGGUAUUCUUAAUCAGCUGGUCCUGGAGCAUCUACAGUUGGCUCCUCUCCAGUGGGAUAUCCUCGUUGAUGGCAAGGUUUGUGACUGUGAUAUUGUGGUGAACUGCAAAGUAGGAGAUCCCAUCCCACUGGAGGUGAAGCUGACCAACUGGAGCAAGCACAGCGUGGGGCCCUUCGCUCUCACCGUGACACCCUACCAGGACUACCAAAACGGGGUGCACAACUAUGAGCUGCAAGAUGCUAUCACCUUUGUGGGAUCUAACACCUUCUACAUCGACUCAGUGAAGCCAACCAAAGACUCUGUGUACUUUGGAGCACUUCUCUUUCUCUACACAGGUGAUUUCUACCUGAAUAUCAAAUUCCAUGAAGACAACUGCAGCAAGGAGCUGCCUCUCUCUUGGUUCUGCCUUCCUAGUGUCCACAUCCGUGCUAUGGAGCCUGUGGUCUAA
Indicator indicator is the source of this 3447-nucleotide messenger RNA. RefSeq names its product trafficking protein particle complex subunit 9 (gene TRAPPC9). Gene Ontology annotation, cellular component: trans-Golgi network. The record is from RefSeq and is a predicted model, not a curated record. Lineage: Eukaryota; Metazoa; Chordata; Aves; Piciformes; Indicatoridae. The coding region runs from base 1 to 3447 and encodes 1148 amino acids. The transcript has 22 exons.